AUGGGACAGCGAGUUACUAAAGUCAGUCCGAUGAUUGUUGGCGAGGUGUACGAACAACAUCUUAGUACACCCCCAACACCCAGCACCAACAGGGCGGUUCACCAUCCUCAUCCUCGCGAUGAGACCCCUGUUGGUGCUGGAGGAGGAGGUGGAGGAGAGGAGGAAGGAGAGAGCAGCUCAGGUCAGGGAGCGGUGGAGCAGCAGCAGGAUGAGAGAGAGAAGAGAAAGGUGGCCUGGGGUGGAAGAAGUAGUGAUGACUACAUCUUCAGCCGCUACACCGUUGGCGAUCAGCUGGGGAAAGGUGGAUCCGGCGUGGUGUACGAAGGGAGACGUUUGGAUGAUGAUCUUAAAGUGGCUUUAAAAUAUGUCACGAAGACCGAGAACACGGAAUGUAUUUUCAUUCCUGAUCAUCCAAACCCCCUUCCAAAAGAAAUUGCCCUCACCAUCCUGGCAAACAGAGGUCCCAGCGUGCCAGAGAUCAUCAGGCUGCUGGACUGGACGGACCACCCUGACCACUUCGUAAUGGUCCUCGAAUGUCCCUCUCCCUGUGAGAAUCUUCAUCAGUUCAUCAGGCGUCACGGUGGAAGCCUCGACGAAGAAACAACAAGGCAGAUCAUGAGGCAGGCAGCUCACGCUGCAAACAUGUGCUGCCUCCGCAGAGUGCUCCACCGUGACGUCAAACUGCAGAACUUGCUGAUAAACAGGGAGACAUCCGAAGUCAAGCUGAUUGACUUCGGAUGCGGGGACAUUCUGAGGAGGACACCGUACAGGUCAUACAGCGGCACAGCAGCGUACUCCCCUCCAGAGUACCACAGCAGGGGGAAGUACUACGGCGGGCCAGCGACGGUCUGGUCUCUGGGAAUUCUGAUGUUCACAUUGUUAUGUGGACGUUUCCCAUGUGACUACGACCUGUUCCUGCUUCAGUACAAGCAGAGGUCCAAACCCGGCCUGUCGAAAGAAUGCUGUGACCUCCUCAGGCGUCUCCUCCAUGAAAAGCCAAGUCGGCGACUUGGCCUGGGGCAAAUUAUGUCCCACAACUGGUUUAAGGUAGUUAACCUGAGAUAA
Labeo rohita (rohu) is the source of this 1065-nucleotide messenger RNA. Its product is annotated as serine/threonine-protein kinase pim-2. Lineage: Eukaryota; Metazoa; Chordata; Actinopteri; Cypriniformes; Cyprinidae. The coding region runs from base 1 to 1065 and encodes 354 amino acids. The record is from RefSeq and is a predicted model, not a curated record. Gene Ontology annotation, biological process: regulation of mitotic cell cycle; protein autophosphorylation; negative regulation of apoptotic process. Gene Ontology annotation, molecular function: ATP binding; protein serine/threonine kinase activity. Gene Ontology annotation, cellular component: cytoplasm. The transcript has 7 exons.